AUGGCCGGAGACGACGAGCGCUCGGGUGAGCGGAGGGGUGAGGAGCGGAGAUACGGACGGGCCAGCUCUCGGUCGAGGUCGAGGUCGCGGUCGCCGAGACGGCACCGGGAUGAUGUGAGGCGGAGGUCGCCCGUUGGCGAGGUCGGUUCGCGUCGGGAACGGAGGGCGAGAUCUCCCCGCGGAGACGACGGCAGGUGCCGCGACCGCGAUGACCCGGAGGAUCGAGAUUCGAGACACAGACAUCGGCGUCAUCACCAUCAUCGUCGGCACCGGGAUGGUCCGCGUGACGCUGCCGGCGGCAGCACUGCUUCGAAAGAAAAGAAGGCGGCUGCGGCGGUGUCGUUGCCAUAUGAGGCGCGCCAGCUGGGCAAGUCGGAGAUGGAGGUGUUUCGGCCGCUGUUGGCGUAUUACCUCGACCUGCAGAAGCAAAAGGACAUUCGCGAGAUGGACGAACGGGAAGUGAGGGGUCGGUGGAAGAGCUUCGUGGGGAAGUGGAACCGAGGGGAGCUGUCGCAGGGGUGGUAUGAUCCCGAGAUGUUUGUCUCUGCCAAGGAGAGGGCUCUUGAGGUUGGGAUUGAGGGGCUUCCUUCGCGGGGGUCUGAUGGUAGGGGGCGAGAGGAGGUGGUGGAGAGGAGCGAGGAGAGGGAUUAUGGCAGGGAGAGGACUGAUGAUGAGGAUGAUGGGGAUCGCAAUGAUGCGGAUGCCGAUGACGACGACGAUGAUGAUCUCGGACCAAGGUUGCCCCCCACCUCGCGCGGCACCGGCCAGCGCUCCGGCCCCGGAAUUCCCAACAUGGCAGACCUGUCCCUGCAGCGCGAGACCCUCGCCGAGGAAGCGGCGCGCGACCGCUCGGCGCGGGCGUCGGACCUCCGACAUGCGCGCAAGGAGGACAGGAAGCUUCAGCGGGAGAGGCUGGACGACGUGGCCCCCCGCGCGGAGGCGGGGACGCGGGAGAGGCAGCUCGAGAAGAGGGCGGCGGUCAACGAGAAGAUGAAGGAGUUUCGGGAGAAGGGGUUAGGUGGCGGGGAUGCUGUGGCGGAGGUGGGCGAGCAGGAGCUCAUGGGGGGCGGGGAUAGUUUUGCCGAGUUGAAGGCGAUGAAGGCGCGGGAGGAGAGGAAGAAGACGGAGCGGGAGGUUAGGAGGGAGGAGAUUGCGAGGGCGAGGGCUGCUGAGCGGGAGGAGAGGGUUAGGGAGUAUCGGGAGCGGGAGGAGGGGGUUAUGAAGGGGUUGAGGGAGCUGGCGAAGCAGAGGUUUGGGUGA
Molecule: messenger RNA, 1260 nt
Organism: Colletotrichum acutatum
Lineage: Eukaryota; Fungi; Ascomycota; Sordariomycetes; Glomerellales; Glomerellaceae
Exons: 1
Coding region: 1-1260 (419 amino acids)
Source: RefSeq, a predicted model, not a curated record